AUGGAGGGGCCAAAAACGGCAUAUUUGCCACACUCUGAAAGAUUUAUCUCUACUAAAAUUAUAUUUUCUUAUCACCUUUUUCUGCCUCCCUAUGCCUCUUGUGCCAGCAAUGGGCAUAAACUUACUCAUGAGGCAAAAAAGCCGCAUGCCUGCCAUUUCUGCGACAAGUCCUACAGUGAUGCCCGCUCCCUGCGUCGUCACUAUGAGAAUACGCACUCCGAGGAGUAUGACAGAUGGCUGGCAGUUUCACAAGCUGCCGUUAACGGAGAUCCAGGGGCCCUCGCUGCUGCAGCAGCCGCCAUAAUUGCUUCCUCAACGCCGGAACAGAGUGGUAUCAAAUCUACGCCUUCCGACACACGAAAAUCAGUCGGUUCAUCGGGCUCCUUACUUUCUGGUAAGCAAACUCUUUGCGACCACUCUCGCCUUUUCGGCAUCAAGAUUUAA
Messenger RNA from Protopolystoma xenopodis, 444 nucleotides. NCBI's taxonomy places the organism in Eukaryota, Metazoa, Platyhelminthes, Monogenea, Polystomatidea, Polystomatidae. The record is from the annotation of a GenBank genome assembly.